Molecule: messenger RNA, 916 nt
Organism: Macrobrachium nipponense
Lineage: Eukaryota; Metazoa; Arthropoda; Malacostraca; Decapoda; Palaemonidae
Product: thyroid transcription factor 1-associated protein 26 homolog
Exons: 6
Source: RefSeq, a predicted model, not a curated record
GAAGCCGUUACAUAGGGAUGAAGCUAUAAAUACUACUAUAAUACUCGUACCAGAUCUUACAACGAGGACAAACUUUUGAAAUAUUGUUUAUAUUACAUUAGGUGACCACUUUUUGAGCCGUAUGAUUAUAUAUAGCCAGUUGCUGCCGUAAAACAUGGAUUCAAAAGGCAAAAAGUCUUUCGACAAGAGAGCAUACUUCAAACAAAAGUACAAGAAAAAUUAUGGCAGCCAACAGGAAGGUCAUGGUCGUGCUCUUUUGCAGAAGAAGGCCUUUGUACGACAGUAUUACAAGGAGAAAAAAUGGCAAGAAAGAAAAGAACAGAAAAGAUUAAUGCAAGAUGAAACCUUGGAAAAUGAAAGGGAAAGGGUUCCAGGCCCUACCAUGGAGAAAAAAAUAAAGAAAGAACCAGAAGAGGAAACUGCAAUUAAAAAAGAACCAGAAGAGGAAAACUGCUUUAUUUCAGUAAGAGCCAAAAUGUCUGAUGUAGGCCGUUGGAAGAAAUCUUCUAUGUUUAGGGUGUGCUCUAUAGAUGAAUGCAAGUCCUGUUCAUUGUUUUUGAUGUCAUUAGGGACCAUCAACUACAGCAUUAUCAAAAGAUCAUCUGUAGUAUCUGUAAAAAUAAUGGGAAAAAAUUUUUCCUAUUAUCCUUUUUUAAACCAAGUAGAUCAUAAAUCACCAGCCAGUAUUUGUUACAGGAAACAAAAAAUAUCAAGCUUGAAACGAGCAAGAUUGCAGUACCAUCAGAAAGUUUUGGAAAAAAAGAAGAAAAAGGAAGCUGCAAUUCAAAAAAGGAAAGAAAUAGCAAUGGCCAAGAUUAAGCGGAAGGAAGAACGGUUAAAGCGUUUCAAGAAACUGAAUCAGAAGACCAAAAAAGGACAGCCAGUAAUGAGAGGACGAAUAGAAUUGAUGCUGGAA